AUGAGACACAGCUGUUGCAGCCGCCACUCGAUCAGGUUUGCAUACAGGAGCGGUGCAUUCUCCUUGCUGGUUUUAGACAACCUCACGGCGCAGCUCAACCUCACCAAGGAGCAGAGGCACGAGUACUUGCCCGACUGGGUUCUGCCCAGCCUCGGCGAGCUGCUUGAGCGCGAGAAGGACAAAUAG
This is a messenger RNA of Symbiodinium necroappetens, 186 nucleotides long. The record is from the annotation of a GenBank genome assembly. NCBI's taxonomy places the organism in Eukaryota, Dinophyceae, Suessiales, Symbiodiniaceae.